AUGUGUUCCCGUUUGGACGGUGAACACCAGAUACGGCAAGUAAAAAGCGGCGGCGGAAACUGCGUUCGGCGGCGGCGAGAUGAAACGGCAAUACUGUCCGUACUGUUUGUGCUCCCGUUUGGACGGCGAACACCAGACACGACUAAGCUGUUGGACUGGAACGAUGAUUUGGCUGGCUCGCCGGGGUCUAUUUACCACAUACCCCGGCUGCUUCGGCUUUUGAGAAUUAUGACUUCGGUGUGUUAUGUUUUAAUAGUAUUUGGUGGUACAUUUUCGGAGGACGGUCUCAUGACGUGGUCGAGUGAACCCUCAGAUGCCUUUUUACUUGGCGUGAUUAAUUUAGUUUAUAAGUUGCGGCCUUUGGUACUUUAA
Molecule: messenger RNA, 372 nt
Organism: Macrosiphum euphorbiae (potato aphid)
Lineage: Eukaryota; Metazoa; Arthropoda; Insecta; Hemiptera; Aphididae
Source: the annotation of a GenBank genome assembly